AUGAGUUCACCGACAGAAACUAGGAAUAUUCAAGAACCACAAGAAGUGGAAGAAAUAAAAAGAGAAGAGGUAUGUUUUUGAAAAUUCUAAUUAUAAAACUGAAAUAAAUUUUCAGAUCAUUCCCAAAGUCGAAGAUCCAGUUCACAUCGAACUCUUCCCAGUUCUCUCAGAAUCAAUCGACUAUAUUCUCGGUCUACCUGCUUUUCCAGACACGUUGCAAGUCAAUUUCAACAAAUUGUAAGCUCAUUUAUUUAACAAAGUGUUUUGUUGUCUUCUAAAUUUAAAUAAUAAAUUUUGAACGUGAACCGUGUUAUUUUUCAUCGCCGCACUUCAUUUUCAUUUUCUCAGGACUCCCAUUAAUCAGUGUCGACGUCAGAAAAUGUUGCCGGAUAAUUUUGGAGGGUAAUUUUUUUGAUAUUUUUCGAAAAAGAAAAUUGAAAUUGUUUAGGCAUCCGAUCAAGAAUCAAGAUGAUUAUUAUGUGAUAAUGAUGGGAUUUCUGCCAAAAACUUCACUCGUUACGGUUCUUGGAAAAAACAAAGUGUUGUUGUGAGUUUUCAGAAAAAUUAGAUCAAGGCCUUUCAUUUUUCCAUCCACACAACAACAUUCUUUUCAGGAAAGUUAUCACUCAUUGUCUCCGCCUUCUUCAUAACAAUGAGACUUUGCAGUUCAAAAUUUUGGAUAAGAAAAACAAGGCUCCACGAGAAAUCAAACUUCUAACAAUUAUGAAACAACUUUUACCAGUAUUUCGUCAACCGGAGAAUGAUUCGAAAGAUGAGAUAUUCAGCAGUUUUAUUCAAUAUUUAUUUGAACUUCAACCUGGACCACAUUCAGAUAAUAAUUAUCGAGUUGCAAGAGAUAUCAGACAUCAAGGUUUGUUUUUUUCAUUUUGGAUAACUUAUGUAUAAAAUACAAUAUUUUAUAGGAAUCAGUCAAAAAGUACUUGUAAAAAGUGGAGAAACAUUUCACGAUAGUUUGGGAAUUUUAUUGAUCAAGAUUGAUCUUAUCAAAAGUGUUGAAGAAUUUGAGAGAACGCAUAAUACACAUUCGAAUGCAAUAAUUCCAAACAAUAAUAUUAUUCACAUUGAAUAA
Molecule: messenger RNA, 1090 nt
Organism: Caenorhabditis angaria
Lineage: Eukaryota; Metazoa; Nematoda; Chromadorea; Rhabditida; Rhabditidae
Source: the annotation of a GenBank genome assembly